This is a messenger RNA of Eremothecium gossypii ATCC 10895, 618 nucleotides long. RefSeq names its product CAP domain-containing protein. The transcript has a single exon. Bases 1 to 618 code for a protein of 205 amino acids. Gene Ontology annotation, cellular component: extracellular region. Lineage: Eukaryota; Fungi; Ascomycota; Saccharomycetes; Saccharomycetales; Saccharomycetaceae. The record is from RefSeq and is marked provisional.
AUGCGUGCCUGCCUCCUCAUACCGCUGCUGCUCGUGGCGGCUACCGCCCGCACCGUAACCGUUUCCGUCACCGCGACACGGACCGUCACGGUGAUCUCCGCAGCCGCCGUUACCACAUUGCGCACCACCGUGUUUACAACUGCGUACCGCACCCAGACCACCCCGCUUACUGAGACGCCCCUAUCACGACCCACGGCUGUCAACAACACUUUCGCGUCCGCAGUGCUCGACCUGCACAAUGACUACCGCCGCCGUCACCACGCGGUCCCGCUGCGCUGGAACAGCACCCUGUACACUCACGCACAACAUUACGCAAACAGGAUACUUUGCAAUGGCUCACUGGUCCACUCAGGCCUGCCGCAUGGCGAGAACCUGGCGCUCGGCUACAGUCCGGCAGCUGCCGUCACGGCUUGGUACGACGAGAUCGCCGAGUACGACUUUUCGACCCCCGGCUUCUCACAUGCCACAGGGCACUUUACUCAGUUGGUCUGGCGCUCGACCACCUCCGUAGGCUGUGCUUAUGUAAUGUGUGGGCCAUGCUACGGUCUCUAUAUCAUCUGCCAGUACGACCCACCGGGCAAUGUGGCCGACCAGUACGUGGCCAACGUGCUGCCAUAG